Molecule: messenger RNA, 2554 nt
Organism: Drosophila busckii
Lineage: Eukaryota; Metazoa; Arthropoda; Insecta; Diptera; Drosophilidae
Gene: Hs3st-A
Product: heparan sulfate glucosamine 3-O-sulfotransferase 6
Exons: 6
Coding region: 385-2055 (556 amino acids)
Molecular function (GO): [heparan sulfate]-glucosamine 3-sulfotransferase activity
Source: RefSeq, a predicted model, not a curated record
CAAAUGAGCUGAAGGCGAAUUAACAACAAUGGCUGCUUGAUGGUGUUGGUGUUGCCUAAGCAAACUGACGACGACGACGACUUCAGCCAAGUUAAUGAACAAGCCAACUACGAACUUCCAACUCUAGCCCAACUCCCAACUGCAAUUGCAAGCAAUUUAAUUAAGCGCACAAAAAGUUCAGCUAACAGCAGUUGCUGCCGCACAUAAAUCAGCAACAGUCAAAGCCAAAGGAUUUUUCGUAGGGCUAAAAGAAAGAGCGAGAGCGAGUCGCACGUGCGGGUCCGAGGUUGGCCAAUUAGUUGGCAGUGGCCAACUGCCCGUUGGCAUUAAUUUUGGCUGCAUUGAACUGAACGCGCCAAGUUAGGCGGCCAAGUUGCUGCACUGAUGACUGCCGCCAAGCGACGUGCAGCAGCAACCAACAGCAGCAGCCACAACGAGCAACACCAACACCAUCAACAUCAUCAGCAGCAGCAAGCGGAUCAAUCAGCCUAUGAGCAUGAGUAUCAGCAGCUGUUGCAGCAGCCUCAAUCGCCACAUGCCACACAGCAAUAUCAUCAAAGACAACAGCAACAUGCGCCCGCCUUACAGCAACAGCAGCAGCAACAGCAACAACAAACUUCAGCGUCGUCUUCAUUGCGCGAUUGCUCCGUCAAAUUGCCGCUGGACAUACUCUGGCUGCCCAAGUCGGCCAUGCGCCCCGUGGGCGCCGACAGCUCGCAUACGGACUGCAUACUGGUUGUGGGCGUGUCACGUCCCAAGCUGGCCGUAGUGUUCUUAACCGUCAUGCUCAUCUCACUGUUCCUCACCUUCCAUGUGCUCUACGAUAGCGCAGUGUACAACAUACAAGCGGCGCAGGCGGUGCACGAGCGGCAUCGCCUCAGCCUGGCAGCGUCAACAGCAGCAGCAGCGGCAGCAGCUCAUCCCAAUGCGAAUCAUUUGCCGGCAUUUGCCAAGCCAGCGUCAGUGGGUGUCAAUCAGCCGCAGCUAAGUCAUCCCAUGGUGUUUCCCUCAAGUCGCGUGCACUUCUCCAAAACGAGUCGUCGCUUGCCGCAGGCUUUGAUCAUUGGCGUGCGGAAGUGCGGCACGCGUGCUCUGCUCGAGAUGCUCUAUCUGCAUCCGAGAAUACAAAAGGCUGGCGGCGAGGUGCACUUCUUUGAUCGGGACGAGAACUAUCUGAAGGGAUUGGAUUGGUAUCGCAAGAAGAUGCCGCAUUCGUUUCGUGGCCAAAUUACCAUUGAGAAGAGUCCCAGUUAUUUCGUAUCGCCCGAGGUGCCGGAGCGAGUGCGUGCCAUGAAUGCGAGCAUCAAGCUGCUGCUGAUUGUGCGUGAGCCCGUAACGCGCGCCAUCUCGGACUACACGCAGCUGCGUUCACAUGCGGCCACAGCUAUAUUACCGCUUGCCGACAGCAGUCCUCCCACUCCGCCAGCUGCUGCUGCUGGCUCCGGCUACGGCCCCUCAACUGCUGCUCGCACUAAACUGCAGUCAGCACGCGGCUAUGACAAUGCGCUGGGCAGUGGCGCUGGUGGCAAGGAGACGUCCCAGCGCACACAGCGCGCACGGCGCACCGUAAUUGGAACGACAACAACAACAGCAGCAACGCCCACGACUACGCUGAGUGCGGCCCAGUUGGCUGGCAAGUCCUUUGAAGAGCUCGCCAUAUUUCCCAAUGGCACCGUCAACGAGGCAUAUCGUCCACUUAGCAUAUCCAUGUACCACAUCCAUCUGCAUCGCUGGCUCGAGGUCUUCCCACGCGAACAGCUGCUGGUCGUUAACGGUGAUCGCUUGAUUGAGGAUCCAGUGUCGCAGCUUAGGCGCAUCGAAGCGUUCUUGGGCAUUGAACAUCGCGUGAAGAGCGAACACUUUUACUUUAAUGAAACCAAAGGAUUUUACUGUUUGCGCUACGAUAAUGGCGAUCGCUGUUUGCGCGAGACCAAAGGACGCAAACAUCCGCAUGUGGAUCCAGUGGUGGUGUCCAAGCUGCGCAAGUUCUUUGCCGAGUAUAACCAACGCUUCUACGAGCUGGUGGGCGAGGAUUUGGGCUGGCCCGAGGAGUAAGCAGCACGCACAAUUCGCAAUUCGAGAAACAUGGACUGAUGGUUAAGAACUUCGAGCUACCCAACUACAACUAUACAAAUUCCAAUGUAACUGUGUGUGUGUGUGUGUGCGGAAACUGCGUGCAGAUUGGAAUAACAGUUGGGCCAUAUAUCUGCUUGCUGGCUGACAAGGCUGACAGUUCAAUUAUGCGAACUUUGGCGUUGUGCGCACUGCACAAAUUACAGCGAAAGAAAAAUCUGAACGCAGCAGCCGCCCAAUGCGACACGCCCACUGCUGCAAACAGGAAGGAGAAAGGAGUGUGUGUGCAGUCUGCCAUGAAAAUGUGUGGAAAUUGUUUAUAAAAAAAUGCAUACGCUACUAUAAAAUAAAAGAAUUACACAUGUAUAACUAUCGAAUGCAAAAUAACAAAAGCAAGCAAUAUCUACAUGACAUACGAACGUUUGAAUGUGUGUGUAAAUUAAUGUGUGUGAGUGUGUGUGUGAGCGCAUAAAGUUUAAUU